This is a messenger RNA of Diatraea saccharalis (sugarcane borer), 345 nucleotides long. NCBI's taxonomy places the organism in Eukaryota, Metazoa, Arthropoda, Insecta, Lepidoptera, Crambidae. The record is from the annotation of a GenBank genome assembly.
AUGCCGUCUCAACUGCAGUCACCAGCAACAGAGCUUUCUCCGAAUAGUGACGUACUUGUAAAUGAGACUCCAUCUGCUUCAUUGAAUCGGAACACUCUGGCGCUGCCAACAGUAGCUAAGGGGCCUAAAGAAUAUUCAGCACCAAUUAGAAAACAGAUACUUGUAUGUGAAAAUAAACCUCUAACGUCUUUUUGUGCAGUAGCUGGCAAUAUGCCAGAAUUAUGUGAUAAUAUUAUGAAGGAACUAAGUAUCGGAUCAGAAGUAUCUCUACGAAAAGUGUCAUUCUGUACAGCCUGGGAAGAUGGUGCCUUUGAAUUGGCUCCCUACUACCAAUCGCAUAGUUAG